Messenger RNA from Thelazia callipaeda (thelaziosis nematode), 480 nucleotides. NCBI's taxonomy places the organism in Eukaryota, Metazoa, Nematoda, Chromadorea, Rhabditida, Thelaziidae. The record is from the annotation of a GenBank genome assembly.
AUGGCAGCUUUCAUGCUCCCAGCUAGAUUUUCAUCACAUCGAGUUUUCGUAAGACGCCCAUCAACACUUUAUUUCAAUCGUUUAAAAGAUAUUACCCAUUUCUACGUGAUCGGUCUUGGUAUAAUGCCUGUGGUUUUGUUGUCUGCAUAUAUUCAUAUCGUGUAUGGAGCAUGUGAAUUGCAAGAUUUGCCUACUGAUGGGCCUCCUGUACAUUACUGGCAAUUUGAGCGAACACCAUUGAAACAAUGGACUGCAAAAUAUCUUUGUCCGUCUGAUAUAGAACAAUACGAACGUAAUCUUGCCUAUUUUGAAAGGGCAAAUAUUUUAAGUAGAUGGAGAAAGAUUGAACAGCGUGUGGAACAUUUGCAAGGUGAGCGUUGGGAUUACAAAGCCUGGUGGUAUGAACCAGUUUCCGCUAGGUGGACGGAAUAUGGAAAAUGGACUGCAGAACGGAUGAGACAUCAACCGUCCCAAUUUUAA